AUUUAUUAUAAUACAUAUACAGAACAGUACGUUCUCUGCCAUAUUCCAUUUGCAUUAGCCCGUCGAUUGUGCAAGACUGCUUCCUUACUCAGUUCUAAAAGGCAUUUGAACUUCUUUGAAAUUCAGUCGAACCGUUGAACACUGAACUAGCUAUCAUGCUUAUCGACUUGGGAUGAAGAGGAUAUACAGAAUUUCGCCAGUUAUCGUGCUGCUCUGGGCAUUAUGCAGCUCGCCGCGUAAAAUAAACUCACUUACGCUCAUGCCUUUUGGCCAUGAACAUGGAGAUACAAAGCUUUCUAAAGGAGAUGAUCAAAUGUCCCGAAAAAUCUCGCUGGAGCCAUCUUUGAUUUUAUCUGGGAAGCAGUACCGUUCGAUCUAUGUUAGCUCCAAUGGAGUACUGUCCUUUAAUCGCGCCAUAAAAUUGUACCGUCAUACGGACCUUUCUGACCAGAAAGAAGAAACUUUGAUUGCUCCAUACUGGGCAGARGUUGACACUAGUAGAGGAGGCGAUGUCUGGUACCGUGUGUCGAAAAAUCCGUCGGACCUUCGAAGAGCUAAUCGUGAUAUUCGAAUCAGUUUUCAAAAUGAUUUCGACUUUGAGUCAAAGUGGUGUUUGAUUGCAACAUGGAAUAACGUGGCGUUUUUUGGAAGAUGGUCAAGGUAUAAACAUUUGUCAAAUACCUUCCAAGUUAUUUUGACGACCGARGGACAACGAACGUUUGUUAUAUUUUUAUACUCAAAACUGGAUUGGACAACAGGGAGAUUAAACGGUGGAAACUCUAAAGGACUUGWWGGCCAUCCCUCGCAGGCAGGGAUCAUUGCAAACAAAAAUGUAUACAAAAUUCCAUUUUCUGGUACUGGAGAUAUGCUGCAMCUGGUCAAAACMUCCAACGUGGGAUUUCCUGGAAAAUGGGUUUUACGAAUUGACAGAGAAAUUAAAGAUGUUGAAAAAGAUAUUUGUAGAAUCAAAGGCUCUACGCGAAGUCAGCCAAACAUUUUUAUAACAAAUACUCCUGGUAACAAGACGCAUCCACGACAUGCUUGCUUGUGGCCUGAACAUGGCUUUCAGUGUGCUUUUAAUACUGAAAUCAAUUUAAAAGGAAACUUCAUGAAUGACAGAGCAUUCUGUARGUUACCAGUGUUUAAUAAGACCGGGCAAGCAACAGUUAACAUCUCGACGUACAAUGGUCAAAAGUUAUAUCAAUUCAUUACCAAAAUUACUUUGGUAAAUAAGACAGAAUAUAAAAGGCUUUCAAGGCUGACGACAACACAAAAACCAACAUUACCAACGACUGUCAUUAUUGGUGGAGGUAGUACAACCAGUGGUGCAGGAAGUGGUGGAAACAGUACCAGUGGUAACAAAGAUGGUGGUGGCACUGGCAACAGUGNACCAUAA
Molecule: messenger RNA, 1396 nt
Organism: Exaiptasia diaphana
Lineage: Eukaryota; Metazoa; Cnidaria; Anthozoa; Actiniaria; Aiptasiidae
Product: sushi, nidogen and EGF-like domain-containing protein 1
Exons: 6
Coding region: 173-1396 (407 amino acids)
Biological process (GO): cell-matrix adhesion
Source: RefSeq, a predicted model, not a curated record